CCAGUGUGGUCGAAACAGCAAGUUUCUGAGAAGUCAUCUGACUCGAAAUGUCUUCUUAUAAUCCACAAUAUGGUCUUUGACGUCACCAGCUUCCUUCGAGAGCACCCUGGUGGAUCUGGUAUCCUUCGCAGCAGCAACGGAAAGGAAGCAACCGAUAGUUUC
This is a messenger RNA of Guillardia theta CCMP2712, 162 nucleotides long. RefSeq lists its product as hypothetical. The annotation marks the transcript as partial. Gene Ontology annotation, molecular function: heme binding. Gene Ontology annotation, cellular component: intracellular membrane-bounded organelle; membrane. Lineage: Eukaryota; Cryptophyceae; Pyrenomonadales; Geminigeraceae. The transcript has a single exon. The record is from RefSeq and is a predicted model, not a curated record.